Molecule: messenger RNA, 224 nt
Organism: Dentiscutata erythropus
Lineage: Eukaryota; Fungi; Glomeromycota; Glomeromycetes; Diversisporales; Gigasporaceae
Source: the annotation of a GenBank genome assembly
AAGCUUGGGCAUAUGGAAAUCCUAUUGAAUAUCAUGGUGAUUAUGGGGUCUUUGAUAAUAAUUGGCUCAAGAGCCUGUUGUUAUCUUCUGAUAAUAUUCCUCAUGCAACUGCAAUUGUUGCAGCUACUCAUAAUUCUGAGCUGGCUGAUGAAAAAACCGUGGAUUUUGAUAUACAACUAGCAGAUUUUUUAAUAGCGAAGAACAAAUUAAUUACAUUGAAGAUA